Aphidius gifuensis is the source of this 6169-nucleotide messenger RNA. It is a transcript of the gene Zir, whose product is annotated as dedicator of cytokinesis protein 7. The record is from RefSeq and is a predicted model, not a curated record. The transcript has 3 exons. Gene Ontology annotation, molecular function: guanyl-nucleotide exchange factor activity. The coding region runs from base 149 to 6157 and encodes 2002 amino acids. Lineage: Eukaryota; Metazoa; Arthropoda; Insecta; Hymenoptera; Braconidae. Gene Ontology annotation, biological process: small GTPase-mediated signal transduction; positive regulation of GTPase activity.
AUGUCAAUUGUCAAUUGUCAUUAACAUUGUUUAUUAAUGAUUAAUAAUUAUUUAUCAUUACCCAUUAUUAGUUGGAACUUUGGAAGUAUAAAUCAUAAAAGACAAUAUAAUUCAUAAUUAGGAUGGUGUAAUUUGGCAAUAAUAAAUAAUGUCGUCAGUUCAACGUGCAUUUGCUCAUAAAUUGAGCAAACAUCAUGCUGCUGAUGUUAGACGUCAAAUAGCAACGUCAACAUCAUAUUCACAAAAUUUAUCAAAAAGUGGCAGUAGUGUAUCAGGUUUUUCAUCAACAAUGUCAUUAUGUGAAAUUCUUGAACCUCUUGAUUAUGAAGAUUUUUUAAUUCAACAUCAGGCAAUAUUAGAUCGUGAACCACUACGUCAAAUUCUUGAUUUUCCACCAGGUGAUGUUGAGCUUAGAAUAAUAAAACGUAAAAUAAAAACAGAAGAACCAAUUAUUCCAAGUGAAUCAAUUGACACUGUUUCUCCAUAUGUUAAACGUUGUAUACAAACAUUUACAUCUGAUUGGAUUGUUAUUAAUCGUAAAUGUAAAGGUAGAGCAUCACCAAUUGCCAGAGAACGUCUACUUUUAGAUGCACCAAGACAAGAUUUUGAAAUUGAUCAAGAUCAAAGUGGUUUUUUAUCACCAAAUGACGAUGAAGAUGUAUCAAAUUCUGAUACACCAAGAGGUUCAUGGGCAAGUUUAGAUUUACGUCAUUCUCAACAUGAUCCAUUGCUACCUGGUCUUCUUGAUAGAGUUUGUCCAGAGACAAUUGAUCAAAUGAAUGAACAAAAACGUUGUGAAGAUCGUCAAGAUGGAUUAUUUCCACUUUAUUCACCACCAACAUCACCUGAUGAUGAAUGGUCAGAAAUAAAUCCAGCAUUAGAACCAUCAGAACCAUUUUCACAUAGAAUUCUUAUUAAAUGUUUACAACUUAAACUUGAUCUUGAAGUUGAACCAAUAUUUGCAACAAUUGCAUUAUAUGAUGCAAAAGAAAAAAAAAAAGUAUCAGAAAAUUUUUAUGUUGAUAUGAAUUCUGAGAGUAUAAAAAAAAUGCUUGGUAGUCAUAUUGCUUAUAGUGAUGCAAGUACAUUAGCAAGAAGUUGUGUAUUAAAUAUAUCAAAACCAAGUCCAGAUUUAUUUUUAGUUAUUAGACUUGAAAAAGUAUUACAAGGUGAUAUAUCUGAAUGUGCUGAGCCAUAUUUAAGAGAUGAUAAAAAUAAAGAUAAAGUUAAAGCAGCAGCAAUUGCAGCAUGUGAAAGAUUAGGAAGAUAUCGUAUGCCUUUAGCAUGGACUGCAAUUCAUUUAUCUGGAGUUAUUGGAGGUGGUGGUAAUGGUGUCGGUGGUGGUAGUGGUGGUAAUAAUAAUAGUGAUGCAGAUAGUACAGGAAGUGCUGGUUCUCUUGAUCGUAAAUCUGGUGGUAGUCUUGAACAAUGGAGAAAAAAAAUUGAACAACCAACACGUCGUGGUUCAUUAGAAAGACGAAGUUCAGAUAAACGAAGAAGUUGGUCACCUGAUGAUUUUGCAAAUUGUCUUGAUAGUUUUCGACCAAUAACACUGACAGUUAAAAGUUUUUUUAAACAAGAAAGUGAACGUCUUCGUGAUGAAGAUCUUUAUAAAUUAUUGGUUGAAUUACGUCGACCUGGAUCAAAUCUUAAAAGAUUAAAAUGUCUUGCUGGUGUAUUAAAACUUGAUUUAAGUCCACGUCCUGAUGAUUUAUCACGUUGUUUAGAUCCUGAUCUUCGACGAUUAUCACCAUAUCCAGAUGAAAAAAGUCGUCCAAUAAAAGAAGUUCUUGAAUUUCCAUCUGAAAUUAUUGGUCCUGAUUUAACAUACAGAAAUUUAUUGUAUGUUUAUCCAAAAGAAGUAAAUUUUAAUUCAAGAACAGGCUCAGCACGUAAUAUUGCUGUUAGAAUACAAUUAAUGGGUGGUGAACAAGAAGCUGAUGCAUUAACUGCAAUAUUUGGUAGAUCAUCAUGUCCAGAAAUGACACAUGAAUAUUAUUCAUCAGUAUCAUAUCAUAAUAAAAAUCCAAAUUUUUAUGAUGAAGUUAAAAUACGUUUACCAGCUGAUUUAAGUGCACGACAUCAUUUAUUAUUUACAUUUUAUCAUAUAAGUUGUCAAAAAAAAGCUGAACAACCAAAUGUUGAAACACCAGUUGCUUAUACAUGGUUACCAUUACUACGUGAUGGUCAUUUACAAUCUGGUGAAUUUAGUUUACCAGCAAUGCUUGAUUUUCCACCUUCAAAUUAUUCAUAUAUUGCACCAGAUGUACAAUUACCAGGUACUCGUUGGGUUGAUGCACAUAGAGGUGUAUUUAAUGUUAUACUAGAACCAGUUUCAAGUGUACAUCCACAAGAUAAAUAUAUUGAUAAAUUUCUUGGUCUUUGUGGAUCAUUAGAAACAUGUCAAGUACCACCAAGAAUUGGUGAAGCAGGCAUGGAAAAUGAACUUAAAAAUGCACUACUUGAAUUAUCAAAAUCAUCAUCAGCAUCAUUAGUACGUUCACUACCUCAAUUAUUUGAUCAAUUAAUAUAUUUAUUAGUUGUACCACCAACAUUACCAUCACAAUCAUUAAAUAUUGCUGCAACUGUUUUUGAGGCACUUGGUUUAUUAGUAAAAAAUAUAACAAAUUUACCAGAUGGACAAGUUGAUUCACAUGGUAGACAUGCACUUUUAGCAACUUAUACAGCAUAUCAAUGUACAUUACCAAGAGUAUCAAAUUGUUCAGGUGUUAUACGUGCACAAAGUAAUCCUGAUUUACCUGUUGAAGAUCUUGAAAUGGAAAUUCAUGCAAGAGGUCUUGAUAGAACAGCAUCAAUGAGACAAGAAGCACCAUUAAUAAAUAGUCAAAUAUCAAGAAGAUUACUUCAUGAAGAAAUUGCAUUACAUUGGGUUGUAUCAACUGGACAAGCUCGUGAAUUAGCUAUUAUUUAUUCAUGGUUUUUUUUAGAAUUAAUUGUUAGAUCAAUGGUUAUUCAUCUUGCUGAAGUUGGUGCAUUAGAAGCACCAAGAAAAACAAGAUUUUCACCUCAAUUUACUGAUGAUGUUGCAACAUUAACAGCAGCAUUAACAAUGGAAGUUAUUAAUCGUUGUGGUAAAGAUCCAAAAAUUGCAUCAAAUUUAAUAUCAAGUAUUGGUAAUUUUUUAUCUGAUUUAUUAUCAAUAAUGGAUAGAGGAUUUGUAUUAUCAUUAAUAAGAGCAACAUGUUGUUCACUUGCUGAUGCAUCAAUGCAUCAUACUGAUUCAGCAGCAUUAUUUUCAUUAAAACUUGAUUUAUUAAGAACAAUAUGUUCACAUGAGCAUUAUGUUGCUCUUAAUCUACCAUUUGGUACUGGUUAUACAUCUGGUUCAGCACCAGUAUCACCAAGUCCAUCAACUGGUAGUUCAGGUAGUUUAAUAUCAACUCUAGUACCUGGUGAACGUGCAAGAUUUUCUGAAUUAAGUCAAGAAUUUCGUCAACAACAUUUUUUAGUUGGUUUAGUACUUUCUGAUUUAUCAAAUACACUUGAAAUACCAAAUCCAUCAUUACAAAAUAAAGCAAUUGGAACAAUAAGACAUUUAAUGGGAUGUCAUGAUAAUGAUACAAGAUAUUUAGAACCAGGUACAAAAGCAAGAGUUGCUGCAUUAUAUUUACCUUUAUUAAAUAUAUUAAUGGAUGCAUUACCACAGUUAUAUCAUUGGGAUGCAAAAGAUAAAAAUGUUUAUACUGAUGAAUCUGGCUCAAUAACACAAUCAGUUGCACUUGCAAUUGCUGGUGGUGGUGGUUUAACUGAUAUAUCAUCACAAUGUCGUGUAUCAUUAAGUUCAGAAUCAACAAGACAUUUAUUAAUGUGUUUUUUAUGGGUUUUAAAAGAUCUUGAACGUUCAGCACUUGCACAAUGGUGUUCUGAAUUAUCAGCAAGAAAAAUAUUAAAUCUUUUACAAGUAUUAAAUCUUGUAACAGCUGCAUUUGAAUAUAAAGGAAAAAAAGCAUUAAAAAGAUUACCACAACAAGCAAAUGUUACAAGUGAUAUACGUUCAAGAUUAGAAGAUGUUAUAUUAGGUCAAGGUAGUGCUAGAUCAGAUAUGAUGCUUAGAAGAAAAGAAAGAAUAACAGGUGAUAAAUUAAGAUGGAGAAAAGAUCAAAUGCCAUAUAGAACAAAUGAAAUGUCUGAGGGACGUGCUGUUGAACAAGAUGCACAAAUUGAAGGUGCUCUUGCUGCUGAGGCAUCACUUGUUGUUCUUGAUACACUUGAAUCAGUUGUACAAGCUGAUGGUGGUGGUGGUGGUGUUAUUGUUGGUGCUGUACUUAAAGUAUUACUUCGUGCAUUAGCAAGAAAUCAAAGUACAUCUGUACUUCAACAUAUGUUUAAUACACAACGUGCACUUGUAUUUAAAUAUCAUUCUGUAUUAUUUGAUGAAGAAUCUGAACGUUGUGGUGAUCUUUGUUUAACAUUAUUAACACGUUGUAGUUCACGUUUAAGUGCUAUUAGAAGUCAUGCUGCUGCAAGUUUAUAUUUAUUAAUGAGACAAAAUUUUGAAAUUGGUAAUAAUUUUGCUCGAGUUAAAAUGCAAGUAACAACAUCAUUAUCAGCAUUAGUUGGACGUGGUAGAGCACCAAGUGAAGGUGCAUUAAGACGUGCACUUAAAACAGUACUUGUUUAUGCUGAACGUGAUACUGAACUUGCUGAUACAAGUUUUCCUGAACAAGUUAAAGAUUUAUUAUUUAAUCUUCAUAUGAUACUAUCAGAUACAGUUAAAAUGAAAGAAUUUCAAGAAGAUCCAGAAAUGUUAUUAGAUCUUAUGUAUAGAAUUGCUAAAGGUUAUCAAGGUUCACCAGAUUUAAGAUUAACAUGGUUAGCAAAUAUGGCACAACAACAUAUGGAAAGAAAAAAUCAUACAGAAGCUGCAAUGUGUUUAAUACAUUCAGCAGCAUUAGUUGCUGAAUAUUUACAUUUAUUAGAACCUGGUGGUGGUGGUAGACCAGUUGGUGCUGUUGCACUUGCUACAAUAUCACCAAAUGCACUUGAAGAAAGUGCUGUUGGUGAUGAUGUACUUGCAAGAAGAGAAGAGGGUCUUUGUCUUGGACCAGAUUUUUCAGAAAGUGGUCUUGCUGGUUUACUUGAACAUGCUGCAAGUUCAUUUCAUGCUGCUGGUAUGUAUGAAGCAAUACCAGAUGUUUAUCGUGUAUUAUUACCAAUUGCUGAAUCAGCACAUGAUUAUAAAAAAUUAGCAAAUAUACAUGGUAAACUUCAUGAAGCAUAUACUAGAGUUGAACAAUUAUCUGGUAAACGUGUUUUUGGUACAUAUUUUCGUGUUGGUUUUUAUGGUGGUAAAUUUGGUGAUUUAGCUGGUGAAGAAUUUAUAUAUAAAGAACCAACAUUAACAAAAUUACCAGAAAUAUUUUCAAGACUUGAAAAUUUUUAUGCUGAAAGAUUUGGUUCUGAUAAUGUUGUUAUUAUAAAAGAUUCAAAUUUAGUUGAUCCAAGUAAAUUAGAAACAGAUAAAGCUUAUGUACAAAUAACAUAUGUUGAACCUUAUUUUGAAAAUCAUGAAUUACGUCAUAGACCAACAGUAUUUCAUCGUAAUUUUAAUGUUAAACGUUUUAUUUAUGCAACACCAUUUACACCUGGUGGUAAAGCACAUGGUGAAUUACGUGAACAAUGUAAAAGAAAAACAAUUUUAACAGUUGCAACACAUUUUCCAUAUUUAAAAACAAGAAUACGUGUUGUUGCUAGAAAACAAAUUGUUCUUAGUCCAAUUGAAGUUGCUAUUGAAGAUAUACAAAAAAAAACAGCUGAAGUUGCUGCAGCAACACAACAAGAACCACCAGAUCCAAAAAUGUUACAAAUGGUAUUACAAGGUUGUAUUGGAACAACUGUUAAUCAAGGACCAGCUGAAGUUGCUGUUGUAUUUUUAUCAGGACUUAAAGAACAAAAUAUUCAACCUUCAAAAUUACAACAUAAAUUGCGACUUUGUUUUAAGGAUUUUUCAAAAAAAUGUCUUGAUGCAUUGAGAAGAAAUAAAAAUCUUAUUGGACCAGAUCAAAGAGAUUAUCAAAGAGAAUUGGAAAGAAAUUAUCAAAAAUUAACUGAACGAUUAGCACCAGUUAUUGCUUGGAGUGGACCUCCUUCAUUGAUUAAUCAACAAACAAUAUCCACAACAUCUCCACGUUGGUGAAAUUAAAAAAUA